Messenger RNA from Paramecium sonneborni, 689 nucleotides. Lineage: Eukaryota; Ciliophora; Oligohymenophorea; Peniculida; Parameciidae. The record is from the annotation of a GenBank genome assembly.
AUGAUUAACGAAGCCAAAUUCGAAUUACUAUAAUAAAUUGAUUAUUGGACACAAGAUUUAUAAAAAUAUUAAAAAUAACAUGCAAAAGAAAUUGAUAUAUUUUAUUUGGAAAGAUUGGCUGUAUCAUAAUAUUGAAAUUUAUUAGAUAAUAAAUAUGAAUAUAACAAAUAUGGAAUAGAUUAUAAGAAAAUAUGAGUAAUUAAAAAUGGUUUAUUUAGAAAUCACUAAUAACCAUUCUUCAAAAAAAUCUGAUGAUACAUUCAAUAAAUUAUAUAAUAAAUACUGUAAUGAAAAGAAAAGUAAAUAAUCAGUCAAUUAAUCAUAAAAGAAAUCAGUUAGCAUUAACACUACAUAAAAUAAGGUUUAUAAUUAAAAUUAAAAUCUGAAAAGCUAAAAAACAAAAGACUAAAAAAUAAAUGAUUAAUAGACAAUCAUUUAGGCAAACUAAAUCAUAGAUGAAUAUAUAGAUGAGAUUGAUUAUUAUACAGAUAAAAUCACGCAUUUACAAAACCGAAUCGAAUAGCAUUCACAUGAAGAAUUGUUAGGCUAACUAAAAUAAUUAUAAUUAGAAUAAGAGAGUUUACAAUCUGAUUAUACUGCAAUCAUAGAGGAGAAUGAAAGACUAAAAAUAGAGAUCUAAGAUAAUCAAUAGAGAGUAAAUGAAUUGAGAGAAUUAUAAUUAUAAUUGA